UAGGGCAGAUACCCUGGUUUUAAAUGAAAACUAGUGAAGCGAAUCUUUCUAUACGAAUAUACUUGGUCGUCAAAAAAGUAGUUUAAAAAAAGCAAGCUACUAUGUUUACCGUUUGGAUGAUCGCUUUUGCGACUGUUUUUGCAGGAACUAUUUUCCACACAUCCACGGGAUUAGCUGAAUACCACCACCCAUGUAACCGAGAAUGCGUGUUGAACGGACCGAUGGUGUGCGAAUACAACUUUACGGUUGAGAACUUCUACACCAUGUCAAGGGCGUGUCACGCAUGUCCGUUUGUGGAGGCGGACUGUUACCGGCCCCACUGCAUCUCCACAAACGGACUGGCCCGGAACGUUCUUGCGGUCAACCGACAGAUCCCGGGACCUAGUAUUGAGGUAUGUCAGGGGGACACGGUGCGCGUAUGGGUGACGAAUCUGAUGGACGACGGAAGCUCAACGAGCAUCCACUGGCACGGACUGGAACAGCGGGGAACAAAUUUCAUGGACGGGGCCGCCAGGGUCACCCAGUGUGAUAUCGGACCGCACGAGACAUUCAGGUACGAGUUCACGGCUGACAACGCCGGGACACACUGGUGGCACUCCCACACCGGCGUCCAGCUGGGUGAUGGCCUCUACGGAGCAUUCAUCGUCCGCGAGCCGCCAUCAUCGGAUAGCCGCUAUUCCAUGUAUGACAAGGACUUGAGCGGCCACGUGAUGCUGAUCAACGACUGGCCGGACAAGCCGCAAAUCUACAGAUACAUGGAGGAGAUGCAGGACCGCUGGAUGCACCCCUACCUGGGCAUUAACGUCCUGCUGAACGGUCGCGGCCGGAAGCACCUUGUGGAUGGCGACCCGGGCGCCUUGGGGUUGACCAUGAAUCCGAACGCCACUUACACGCCGUACGAGACGUUCAACGUCAACAACGGACAGAGAUAUCGUUUCCGGGCGAUCGGUGCAGCCACGCGGUGUUACUUCCGGGUGAGCAUCCAGGAUCACGUGAUCACUGUUGUGACGUCAGACGGCAAUCCAGUCACGCCCUCUACCGUCGAUUCCUUCAUGAUUCAUCCAGGUGAGCGUUACGACUUUAUUCUUCACGCGGACCAGAUCUCAGGUGACUACUGGGUUCGGGUGCAAGCCUUCGGAGACUGCCGGUGGGGCGGAGGCCACGGGUCCGCCAUACUUCACUACCAGGACUGCGACCUGUGCGAGGAUGAGCCGCAGACACUCCCUGAGGGGGAGGAGUUUGAUCACGAGCUUAAGGGCACGAUCUUGAACCCGGACUCCGAGUUUUUCUACGACGGCCAACACGAGACGCACGAGUAUAUCGAGCAGAAGACGUUACGCUACGACCACAGAGAUUUCUGGAAGAACGAGACGUAUCAUGAUGAACGCGUGGACGUGCGCUACUAUAUGAACCUGCGUUACCAGGCUAACGACAACUCUAUGUACAGCCACCCCGACUACUAUCCACAGGAGUCGAGAUACGGACUCAUCACACCUACAAUCAACAAUCUAACGCUCUACCGCCCUACACUUCCUCUGGCGACGCAAUGGGAGGACGUCACGCAUAAACGUCUGUGUAACGCUUCAACCGUCGAUACAGUCAACGACUGUAACGAUGACCUGUGUUACUGCACGCACAUGCUAGACGUGGAAAUGGGACAGGUGGUAGAGUUCUUCAUUUAUGGACAGGCCAACGACCCUCAUCAGAUGCAUCUCCAUGGUUACACAUUUCGCGUCGUCGGCGACGGACAUGUAACCAACAACUGGAACGACAAUAAAGCCUUCAACUCAGUAACAAUGCAAGAGGUAAUUGAACGCGACAGAAACGGGGAGUUCCCUAGGAUUCUGACCAACCCCAUUUACAAGGACACAAUCACUGUGCACUCAAAGGGCGGCUACUCCAUCAUCAGAUUCAAGGCGGAUAACCCAGGUGUGUGGUUUUUCCACUGCCACAACGAGGGUCAUCUGAUGCAAGGGAUGGCGCUGCUCGUUAAAGUAGGCCGGCCUGUUCACACCAUGGAUGGCGCGAAGCAAUUCCCCCAUCCGCCGAACUAUUUUCCAGUGUGUGGCAAGACCGUUGGUCACUUGAACAAGAUCAAACAAUGCGACGUCAGUGGAGCCUCUGCCUUGGUUGUUCAAAUGUCCACCGUAAUCUUGGUUGCAGUGUACAGUCUAUUGCUGUUAUGAGACGUGAUGUAAAGACAUUAAGGAAUACUUGCUUUUAUUUGAGAUUAUAGUCAUUUUUUUCUUAUGGCUGUAUUCCUCGCGUAUGUCAUAGCUAUUCCCAUACCAUGUUACAAACGUCCUUCGGCACAUCAUUUUUGCGUUAUCAUUAUUUACCAUUUCUUUGAUAUUGUCAUUUUACUUUUUACGUAUCUUAAAGACUCACCAGAACAUGUGAUUAUACUGUAAAUAAUAUUUUAAUCAGAUGCCUUUUAUUUCUUAAUAAAACUGGUCCCGACUUC
This is a messenger RNA of Mya arenaria, 2464 nucleotides long. RefSeq lists its product as uncharacterized. The coding region runs from base 102 to 2186 and encodes 694 amino acids. Lineage: Eukaryota; Metazoa; Mollusca; Bivalvia; Myida; Myidae. The transcript is spliced from 14 exons. Gene Ontology annotation, molecular function: copper ion binding; oxidoreductase activity. Gene Ontology annotation, biological process: iron ion transport. The record is from RefSeq and is a predicted model, not a curated record. Gene Ontology annotation, cellular component: plasma membrane.